CAUGUCAAGGUGAGAGGAACAUCUAGAGAUAUACCAUGGUUGGAGUAAAGCAGGCAAAUCGAGCGGUCCUGCUGCUGCUGACCCAAGGCCUCAUCGCGCGCUGUGCCGCUGACUUCGGCGACCGCAUCAGCCUCUCCGGCGACCCUGAGCAGACGAUCGCCGCAUCCAGUUCGAAUACAGAUAAUGCUAUCCCCCAGAAUGUCCCAGCCUUCGAAGGCCCCUCGGAAGGGCGCGGAGAUUCGUCGGGUGCAACACUGGCAGCGCCUGCGGGCUUCGAGGGGCAGCCGAGCGCGGCCGAGCUCGGAGUGCAAGCAGGGAAGGGCAAAGGGAUCGCAGGGGACGAGGGGCCGCCCGCCCCCCGCUGGCCCCCGCUGAGGGCGAGAAGUAGACCGCGGCCCUUGCGGUCACGGUCCCGGGGGCGCGAACAAUCGAGCCAGUUAGGAGGCGGCGCCGGCGAAGGCAGCCGUCGGGAUCCCCCGCCUCUUCCAUCUCCGACGAAGGAAGAGACUGGAACGAGAACAACACCGAACUCGUCUCCCGUCGGAUCGCGCUUACGGUAUAACCGCUACGCCACGCGGCCGGCCGGCGGCGGUCGGGCGCCGCUUCAGAGAGCCCGAGGGAAUGACGGAGGAUCGACGGCGGCCGAGGUGCGGUCGGAGGCCACAGGUGGCAGGGGAGUCAAGGUCGAUGCGGGCGAACAUCAGACUUAUUCAGACGCAAACGCAGAUUACAGUCACGCAAACCCUUCCAAAGGACUCUUGCCCCUGAAGGAAGGCGCAGAGAGAGGCGAUGCGGACGGUAGUGUUGAGGGAAGUUUCUCAAAAAUCUACUUAGCUAAAGCGCCAAGAGCCGGCCAGAAGCAUAAAGGCCCAACAAGCAGCAAGAGCGCCGUCGUCGGGGAACCCUCCCCGCCGGCAGAUGACGUCGCCGCCGCAGCCACGGCGGACGAGCGCGAGAUCGAGCCAAACGACGCGGAACCAAAGCACGAAGAGAAAUUAGCAGCGGCGCCGGGUCAAUCGCAGCCGCCUGCCUUGACCCAGCGGGAAACAGAGCAGAACCGUGACACAGUGCGAGAGGCAGUCACGCGCGCCCGCAAUGAUAAUGGCCGUUUCGAACAGGCGACGCUGGAUAAAAGCCAAUUCGAAACAGUCUUGGAACCUUUAACUUCUCACAGACUCGACAUGAUUAAUGUUUCGACGACGAUGAGCAACACGGAGUUUCUGCUGGACUCGAAGAUUUUUGAUAAAGUGUACAGCCCCUUCACGCUCCCCUCAGUCCCGGCCCCGAUUGGCAGGGAAACGGCGGGAGGCCAGGACAGGGACGGCCGGACGGCAAGAAGGGAGCCCCCGGAAAGAAUGACAGAAAGCGGACGUCCACUCACAGCCGAAGGGUACACUCAAAUAGAUCACCCUAAGAUGAGAGAUUACUUCCACGAGGCGAGACACAAGCCAAGCUCCAACGGAGACAAGCCAUCGGACGAAAAAUUUCACAAACUUAUUUAUGAAUCGACUCAAGACAUCAUCGAAAGAGCUUCAUUAGAAGAGCGACGUAAAGCAUUAUUUAAACCGCACCCGUCCGCACACCACAGCCAACAAGCGGACGGCAUAGGCGGCAAGGCAAUAACAGAUGAAACCAAAGUGCGGGCGUUCAAAAGCAAUAACAGAAACACUCCUCCAGUCACGCCCAGACCCCGCGUCGAUGCUGGCACCUCCUUCUCCUUCAUGACGAUCAGGAGAUUUCCUCUGGACUCCGGAAGUGAAGAUGCUCACGCGGUAGGCUCCACCACGGUGCCGGUCUACAGCAUCCCUCCUGCAGUCGAUCUCUACGGCAGCGGGAGCGAGAUCGAUCUCCAAACGCAGCGGAAGGACCCUCUCGAAGGACUAAGAGUCAAUAAUAUUGCAGGAGACAGAGAAGGCGAAAAUGACCGAGAGAGAACUGACGAGAUAGAAGGCGAGAUCGACACGCUCUUCUCACCGCUCGAUUACCUUUUGGAGGAACACGGGAUUAGCGACGAGACCUUCGGGAAACCGACGGCCGCCGAGCGUCUCCGACCUCUUCCCCGCCCGACAGGACACUUCGGCGAGACGGAGGAAGACCAAAGGAUCAUCGAGGAAGCACGAGCGGGUCUGGAUAUCCCUCGGCUACGAGACCCCGAGACCCAGGAGAGGCGGCGGAGUCAGACGCCCAGCCGCGGGGGUGAGAGCUCGCGAGAACAUCUGAAUGAACAGCACCGAUUUGACAGCCCGAUUCGAUCUCAACCUGUUAAACGAGAGAAUGGAGUGAAGUUCGACACGGACGUUCCAGGUCGCCAACAGGCCGCAAACCAUCAGCAAAACCACGCCCCUCGCGGUCCCUCAAGAGAAAACAAGAAUCAGAAACUCGUAAACUCAAACGAAAAAUUUGAGAAAUCGGAAACGAAUCAAGUUGCUGCAGGACUCAGUCAAAAUGAUCCACCGACGAUAAAAAACGCCGGAUCGCUUCCAUCGUUACAGCAGUUCGAUGAAACGCAGGGAGAGACUCUGCGCUCCAUUCUCCCCUUCUUUAGAGCUCCCCUUCCCCCCCACCCCCAUGCCAGAGGCUCCCCGCCUCCUCCUUCUCGCCUCCCUCCCAGACUUCCCCGACGUGACAUACCUCCGCUGUCACCGCGUCCAUUUGUCAAGUUAGCUCCUCUCCCGUCGCCCGCUUUGCUUCGCCCUCCGCCUCUCCCAAGAGGACGAGAAUCCUUCGGGAGAAACCGCGUCGCCAAUGAGGUACCCCGCUUGCCUUCGGCGUUAGUCCCUCCCGUGCCGCCUGCCUUUGGCCCUCUGACGGAACCUCCUCUGCAUAUGCGGCCUCCCGCGCUGAUCAUACAGCCCACUCCGCCGCCCCAAGUACUCCCUCCUCUACCGACGCCCGAUGGACAAGUCAGGCUACCAGCCAUGAUCGACACAGUCCCGCCCUUCAGCGAUUCCCUGGAAGCCCAAAACAUGGUCGACGUCUUCCCCCCUGGAGCUCGCCCCUUCGAGAACGGCAUCGAAGGGGGUCCCUUUAAGAGCGAGGACGUGGGCAGCGCGUCACGAACGUCUUUCACGAAGCGACCGCGCAUAGAAUUCAACGAAUUUCAUGACCUGAUCGACUUCGAACUCAACCGAACGCCUCAAGACAAUCUAGCCAAAGAUCUAGUUUCUAGGGAAGGAGGAAGUUUUCCUAGACUCGAGGGCAGCUCUUCAACUGCCAAUGACUUCCUGAAGCCUCCCCCUUCGCUCCAGCGCCCGACGCCAUUAGUACCUCCUCCUCCCCCUCCAUUUCCCUCAGCAAGGAAGCCCCUCACCCCCUUCCCCUUGGGUCGGCCGGAGCAGAGUCGGCCCGAGGUACCCCUGCCACGGCCCUCGCCCAGCUCCAAGGGGAGGAUGGAAAAACCCUUCCAGCCGCCACAGGUGUUGGUCAACGACAUCCCUCUCGCGUUUACCACACGAGGCCCUACAUUCUCUCCCGUUCACAUUAAUGUCCCUGGUCACGUGGUGAAGAUUCCCCCGCCUGGAGGAAUUCGUCCGCCUAAUCAGCAGGCAAUUCUAGGAAAUAAACCUUCUUUAUUACGCGAAAAUCGAAGCCCCACACAAACAGAAAACGGCCAAAGGAAUAAUCUCCGACCUCCUGCAGGAUUUGGAGGCCCUCGACCUGGAGUCUUGGUAGGGUUUCAAAUGAAACUUCCUCGCAAUCAACUCAGUCCUCCUCCGCCUCUCCGGCAUGGCGCAGGGGCUCUUCCAGGCCCUAGGCCAGCAGCUGUUCCUUUGCCAAAGGAGAAUCUCGCGGUCGCACAACCAGUUCGCAGCGAAAAGAAUAAGCCAAACGUGAAUGGUGUUUCGCCGAGUAGCGCCCCGGUGCGUAACUUUGACAACCUUCAACCAUUACCCAGCUCUCAUCCUCCACAAACCGCUGUCCCUUCGACGCCACCUGUUUUCCGCGCCCCACCCCCUCCCCCUCCCCAUCCUCUGCCCAGUCGAAGUCCUCUCUUCUUCCACAUCCCUGAGAUCAUGUCUCCACCGCCUCCUCCUCCACCUCGGCUGCCGGAAUUCCACCCGAGACCCCCGCCCUUCCACCCGUCGACGAAUGUUCCGACGAUCCCGAAACCGGCGCACUUCCCCAGGGACGACUUCGACGCCCCGCCAAGGAACGAGCACCAGAGGGACUUCCCUCAAGACGGAAAAUCCUUUGAUUUCCAAAAUUCCUUAGAAUUCCAAGGAACGGACACCAGAAACCGCGUCCGAUUCCCUUCCGGCAACGAGCUCGAGAGUGACUUCAUCCCCGUCCACGACGUGUCUCAACCGCUGCCUCCGAUGAUCCUGCAGCCACGCCUGUCGGAGAGCCACGCCAAGAUGAUGAGGAACCUGCGCUACGGCGUCAAUGGCGAACCUCUUGACAUAUGGAUUCCUAUUCAAGUCACGGGACGAUCGCAGCUGAGGCACAGCUCCGACGUCGGCGGGGCUGCAAAUCAUGAGCCCGACUACCACGACUCCUUCGGGGAAACGUACGACUAUCACGACGGCAACGACUAUGGUGACUACCAUGACUACAACGACGACUAUGGUGACUACGACUACCAUAAUCGCCGUUCUGACGACGCAAACAACGACGCGAAGAAAGGGGAAAAGGUCGUACCGAAACCGAGGGCGUUGGACGAUCCUGCGGCGUCCGAGGGACCGAGGUUUGACGUCGGGAAUCUAAAAGGAAUAAAUAUCGUUAGGAAACUAAAUUAAGAGAGAAAGGAAGAGAAGGGGAAACGCUAUUAGGUAGGGA
Molecule: messenger RNA, 4776 nt
Organism: Penaeus chinensis
Lineage: Eukaryota; Metazoa; Arthropoda; Malacostraca; Decapoda; Penaeidae
Exons: 6
Coding region: 36-4736 (1566 amino acids)
Source: RefSeq, a predicted model, not a curated record